Molecule: messenger RNA, 1680 nt
Organism: Strongyloides ratti
Lineage: Eukaryota; Metazoa; Nematoda; Chromadorea; Rhabditida; Strongyloididae
Product: Excitatory amino acid transporter 2
Exons: 3
Coding region: 1-1680 (559 amino acids)
Biological process (GO): L-glutamate transmembrane transport
Cellular component (GO): plasma membrane
Molecular function (GO): glutamate:sodium symporter activity; L-glutamate transmembrane transporter activity; neutral L-amino acid transmembrane transporter activity
Source: RefSeq, a predicted model, not a curated record
AUGACAAAUAAAAAAGAUUUACUUCUUGUUUUAACAAUAGAAUCUGUUGUUAUUGGAGUAGUAUUAGGUUUCAUUAUCCGUCCAUUUAAUCCUAGUAAUGAUUUAAUUCAAUUAAUUGGUUUUCCUGGAGAAAUUUUUAUGCAAAUUGUUGAAAUGAUGAUUUUACCAUUAAUUAUUUCAUCUGUUAUCUCAGCAUUAUCGCAAAUUGCUUUUAAAGAUGCAACAAAGAUAGGACUUAUAACUGUUUUUUAUUACAUGACAACAACUUUUUUAUCAACUGUGAUCGGUAUAUUAAUUGUUUCCUCAAUACAUCCUGGUGAUCCAACAUUAAUACAUAGUUUUGGUGAAGGUACUCUUGAUGAUACAGAAUUAUCACCAUUAGAUACUUUUCUUGAUCAAAUAAGAAAUAUGUUUCCUGAAAAUAUUAUACAAGCAACAUUUCAACAAGUACAAACAGAAUAUAUUGAAGUUAAAACAAGAAUUCACAAAGUUUCUGGUGUUAAUGAAACAGAAGUAAGUAAUUUUACUGAACCAGUUGUUAUGAAACCAACAUUAAAAUAUACCAAUGAAAUGAAUGUUCUAGGAUUAAUUGUAUUUUGUUCAGGUUUUGGUGUUAUUCUUAGUAUUUUAGGUGAACAAGCUCGUUUAAUGAUAAAUUUUUUUGUUGUUCUUGAUGCUAUUAUUAUGAGAUGGAUUUCAGCAUUAAUGUGGUGUUAUCCUAUUGGUAUAUUAUCAUUAGUAUGUAAAAAUAUUGUUGAUAUAGAUAAUUUAACAGAAACAGCACAAGCAUUAGCUAUGUAUGUUGUUACAGUAAUAUGUGGCUUAAUGAUUCAUUCAUUAUUGACAUUACCAUUAUUAUAUUUUCUUGUUACAAGAGAAUCCCCAUUUGCUUUUAUGACUGGAAUGUUACAAGCUAUAGCAACAGCAUUUGGAACAGCAUCUAGUGGUGCUACUUUACCAGUAACAUUUAGAAGUAUGGAAGAUAAUUUAAAAAUAGAUAGAAGAAUUACAAGAUUUGUAUUACCACUAGGUGCAACAAUAACUAUGGAUGGAACAGCACUUUAUGAAGCUGUUGCUGUUAUCUUUAUAGCACAACUUCAUGCAAUAAAAUUAUCUGUUUUUGAUUUAUUAACAAUUAGUAUAACAACAACUGUUGCAUCAAUUGGAUCAGGAUCAGUUCCAGCAGGUUUAGAUACAAUUAAAAUUGUCUUAACAACAGUAGGCUUACCAUCAAGAGAUAUUGGACUUUUAAUGACAGUUGAUUGGUUAUUAGAUAGAAUUCGUACAAGUGUUAAUGUAUUAGGUGAUGGUUUUGGUGCUGGUAUUAUUCAUCAUAUGGUUAAAGAUAAUCUACAACAAUCAGAUGAGGAUAUCCUGUGCAAACAAAUAAAAUCAAAUCCAUCAUUAUUAGAUGAUGUACCAUCUCAAAUUAUAACAAUACCAAAUAAUAAUACACCAUCAGUUAUGGAACCACAACAAGAAAUAAAAGAACAAAAUUUAGAAAAUAAAAAUAAUAGGAAAGAAGGAAAUACAAAUACUCAUCAACCAUUGGGACAUAGAAUAUCAAGAUCAGCGUCAGAUUAUAUAUUUAAAAAUAAUACAGAUCAUUUGAAGGAACAUUCAAAAAACGAACAAGAAAAAUUAGCUUUAUUAGUGGGUAAUAAAGAAUUUACUGUAUAG